CACGGGGCAGUGCUCACCAGAGGAGCCGCCUUGUUGCAUCACUGCCCCUCAGACAGCAAGGAGGUGCCAGCGGUGCCAGGAGCCGUUGCGGCCACACCAUGGGGCAGCCGCUCUGGAGCUGGGUGCUGUGGGGACUCUGGGUGCUGCCAGGGAAAGCGGGAGCGGCGGGCAUGGGGCCCCUUGUCCCAGCGCAGGAGCCAGCUGAGCCAGUUAGCAGAUCCCGCGUGCCUGACAGCAUCAGUGCCGAGCAACGUCUGGAAAUGUCACCCACUGUGCCUGAGCUGGGCAUGUGCCAGCUGUCCCCCGAACAAGUGGAGCAGCCCUCUGUCCUCAGGGAUGGUUCAGGAAUUGCCUUGUGUCUCCUCACAGGCAGUGCAGUGCUGCAGGUGGUGCUGGCAGCACUGGACCCCAUGAGCCCCAGCAAGGAGCAGGAGAUGCCUUCUACUGCAGCAGUCCCUGGGGGGGUGGCAGCGUGGGACAGUUCCCAGGCAGGGCUUGCCUACCCAAAGCAAACCAACUGGCCAACCGGCGUCCCCAUGACUCCUGCCACCACUCAGAUCUCGUCCCCUGUGCAAACAGGGCACACAAUGGCUGUUACCCAUGGGAACAGGAAUGCAGAUCCAGCCACAGCCACACUGUCCCCAGUUCCACGUGCCUCCACAGAGAAGGAGACAGGCACCUCAGUGCCAUUGGGCAGCAGCACCGCUCCUGCGACGUCCGUAGGGGCACCCAGAGCUCUGCAGAGCACAGCUGGGCAGCCCACACCGGGAACAGCCAUUCCUCUGCAAGAGGGGACCAUGGAUGAGAAACACAUGGGUGCCACCAGCAUGCUGACACGUGACAUCCCAAUACCCGGUGGAGGUUUGUCCCCACCUGUGACACGCGUCCCUGCAGCUCAUCUGGUUCUGGGGACAGAAGCACCUUCCUCAGCCACCAGCACGGUGACUGAUGCCAGUGGGUUGGUGCAACCUUCCCGUGCUGUCCCUGCAGAGGGGACACCGGGGACAGCACAGACCACAGUGCUGUCUGAUGUCCAACGCGGCACAGGGACGUCACCCCACUCCCUCUCCUGGAUCCCAGCUGAGGCACACACAGCCGCUGUGCGCCUGUCCCAGGAGGUGACACCAGGGCUGGAUGAGGCCACCUCUCCUCUUGUCACAGCAGCCAGCAUCACUGCGCGGGACGCAGAGCCUGCAUCAACCAUGGCUGAACAUGUCACAUCUCCCACCAUGCCAGCAACCACAAGGGCUCCCCACCCUGCUGAAAUACAGGAAUCUGGGACCACAACCCCUCCAGGCACAGCCUCAGCAGCAGUCAACACUUCUCCUGCCAGUGAUGGUGCCAGUGAGGCCACAGCUCCAGGCUCACCAGCCCCUGGCACAGCUGGAGAUGGGCUGCACAGAGACACUGUUGCCACCCAUCCCCAUGUCACCUAUCAUCUCCAUGCCACCACUGCGCCAGCUCCGGGCACGCCAGCCAUGGCCAUGGAUGUCAACGCUGCACAGCAAGUCUCCACUGCUCCAUUUCCAGCCCAGGGCAGUGCCAUGCCUGUGUUCAUCACUGCUGAAGCUACCACAGGUCCCCCUGUCCAGCAGACCAAGAGCAGCCCAAUGGGAGUGGGCAUGGGAACAGUCCCCAGUGCGGUCCCUGCUGUGUCACUCCCAGAUGGCAGCACUACUGGGCCAGAGGUGGGGUCAGUGAACCUGGAAAUGGGCAGCAGCACACAGGCAUCAGCAGGCUCAACCCCUGCUAAAAACCCCACAGCGGGUGUCCCUGCAGCCGCAGCCACAACCAACAGUGAGAGAGCCUCUGUGGUGUCAGCUCCACCUCCAUCACCUCCCUCCGGUGCCAGCACCACUGCUCGGGCAGGCACAGCCACACCAGACCACAGCCAUAGAGCUGCUCACGUGACAGUGGACUUGGACACGGAGACCUCCUCAGCCACUACCCCCACGGCUGGAGGUGCUGAGCUGGGUUCCAGCAGGGCCACCCCAGUGUCACCAUCUGCAGUGGGCAGCCAACGUCCUUCCGCAGCCCUGGCCCCCAUCUCAGCACUGUCCCCUGUCCUCAGUCACAGCACUUCUGAGCAAGAUGUGAGCGUGUCCCCUUCUGUGUUCGGGAACAGCAGUCUGGAAACGGUGGCAUCCUCUGUCACACCACCUGUGGUGGCACCCAUCACACACAGUGCCAGUGCUACUGAUCCAGCAGUGGGAAGAAGCGAUGCCACUCUCAGUAUGGUCUCAGCACCCUCCUCUGUUGUCCCCAGCAGCACCCUGGCUCCACACAGUCCUCACAUCACCCCAGGGCCACCCACCAAGGCCACCAGCAGUCCCCGUGACCCAGCCUUGAGGACUUUCAGCACACACACAUGGGAAACCACAGCCAUGUCCUGGAAGGACACUGUCCCCUCCAGCAAUGCCUUAACACCAGCUGGCUUGCCCAGCGGGGACACCUCCAUGAUGACCAGGCCCACCACCGUGUCACCUCUUACAGCAAAGGCCACCAGCACCAGCAGUGCCCAGUCCUCCUCUGCCAUGCACAGUGUCCCCGCUGCCCUGAGAGUGACAAACCACAAGGCCACCCCUGCGUUUGCUGCCAUGUCCAGCCCUGCCAAGGGGACGCUAGCAGCCUCCAGCCCCACCAGUGCAGCUCCAAGCUUCGGGGCACAGAGGGGACCAGUCACAGCACCAGGGUCACCAGGUUAUGCCACCUCUCAAAUUCCUGUGUCCAAGCCCAGUGCUGUCCUGGCAGCGUCACUGUACCCAUUUGGCACAGCAGAAGGGGACACAGAGUGCGUCCAGAGGACAGUGGACUUUAACUCCCCGCUGCUGAGGCCGGAGAUCGGGUUCCCCUUGGGGAAGGCGCUGCGGGACACGCUCUACUUUACAGACAAUGGACAAAUCAUUUUCCCAUCCUCAGACAGCCACGUCCCCUCCAGCCCUCACCCCCCUUCCCAGGGCUUCAGUGGCCACGAAGCCUUACCCAUGGUGGCCGCCUUCUGGGACGAUGCAGAUUUCUCUCAUGGCAUUGGCACCACCUGGUACCAGGAGUACCCCACCCUCGGCUCCAUCCGAGAUCCCAUUAUCCGUGAUGUGGAAGCGAAGAUUCAGAAAUACCUGCAGGUACCCUACUCUGCUAAAUGGACCCUGAAGGUGACGUGGGAGAAGGCUCCGGCGUACCCGUCCCAGCUGGACGAUGCUCAGACCAACACGUACCAGGCAGUGCUCUCCACCGACGGGAGCCGCUCCUUCGCCUUGCUGCUGUACCAGGAUGGUGGCAUGCGGUGGGACUACACCAGGCUGGCAGCCAGGAACGCGCUCAUUGGCUUCUCCAGUGGUGAUGGCUAUGCCCAGAACAGCGAGCUGACCCAAGAGCCACCAGCUGUUAGGUACCGUCCAGACCAGCACUGCAGCUCCGGCACUGAUGUGUGCGGGCUGUGGCUGUUCCAGCUGGGCAGCCGCAUCCAGGUGAACUACAGGCUGCAGUGCCUGACGUGGCUGCAGGCACAGCCACCACCAUCCACCUGGAGCACGGAGCUGCCACCCUGCCCCUGCUCAAGGCCCCAGGCAGACCUGGACCCCCGAUACCGCCGGAGCAGAAGUGCUGAGUCCCCUUCUGCACCUGGGGCAGCCGCCGUACCCCAAAGCACUUCAGAUCUCUUUGUAACAGUGCUGCGCACCACAUCCCCCAGCUGGGUGGGAGCUGGGGUGCGGUGUGUGUACCACGGCACAGGGUUGUUGGAAGGAUGGCAGGAGAGAUUCUGGAGCCCACCCACCCACUCUUCAGACAACGGGGAGCUGGAGGCGUUCGAAUGGUGCUGCAAGCUUGUGGGGAAGCCUCAUUUCUGCACCAGGUACAGCGAGAAGAGACCAAGGGCUGGCUGCGAGGGAUAUGUGCCACCCACCCCUGCCAAUGCCUUCGGCGACCCCCAUGUCACCACCCUGGAUGGCCUCACCUUCACCUUCAAUGGCCUCGGGGACUUUGUGCUGCUGCUGGCCAGCACUGCCCGCACCAGCUUUGUGCUGCAAGGGCGCAUGGCCCGCACCGGCACAGCCCAGGCCACCAACUUCAUGGCCUUCGUUGCCCAGUACACAUCCACCACCACCACAACAGUUGAGUGGACCUUGGGGAGCCAUAAUGAGGUCCAAGUUCUGCUGAACUAUGAAACCAUUCAGUUUUCCUACUCCCAAGACAUGGGUGCUGAGGUGUACUACAGCCCCGGUGUUCUACUGGUCAACACUUCCUCCGUCACAGCUAUCUUUGAUGGGACCAUCUCCAUCUCCGUCUCAGCCAGCUCUGGGAUGCUCAGCGCGGUGUGCAGCCUGCCAAAGCAGUACCACAAUGGCACCAGGGGUCUGAUGGGUGUAUGGAACCACAACCCAGCAGAUGACUUCCAGAUGCCAAAUGGAACCAACAUCCCUGUGAACAGCAGCGAGGAAGAUAUCUUCAGCUAUGGGAUGACCUGGGCUGUUGGAGAGAGCAGCCUGUUUGCCCAGCCCCUGGCCACACCAGUAAGGAACUUCAACCCCGUCUUCUUGUCUCAGCUGCGUCAGGAGAACGAAAGCCAGUACCAGCUGGCAGCCUCACAGUGCCACAGCAGCAGGGAGUGCAUCUAUGACAUGCUGAGCACAGGGGAUGUGGCCCUGGGCCUUGCCACCCAGAGCCUGGUGGAGGACUUCCAGAAGAGGAAGGAAGUGCUCAAUGCCUUCCCUCCUGUCAUCACCGGCAACCCAUUGCUCACAGCAUUCAGGGCAGAACAAGUCACCAGGCAGUACCGAGCUGCGGGGCCGGGUGUGCGCUUUGUCCCUCACGUCUCGCCGGAGCUCAACAUAUCGGAGGACGGCAUGCUGACAUGGGAGCCUCGUGGGACAGCACCGCUCAGCGUCACCCUGCAGGCUGUCAGCCCACACCUUCCCCCAGCCCUCCUGCAGCUUAGCUUUACACUGUGCAGCUGCCGCAGCAUCCAGCAGUGUGACUACAACAGUACAACCACCAUCGCCGGCUCCUCCUUGCAGCUGGCAGCCUGCAGGUGUGACGAUGGAUAUUGGGGCCCCUUCUGCCAGCACGCACUGGACCCCUGCUCCCAGGGCUGCUUCCCCGGGGUGGGCUGCGACCCGCAUACCGGCUGCGGUCCCUGCCCGCCCGGGCUGACCGGCGAUGGGCGGCACUGCGCAGAUAUCAAUGAGUGCCUGCAGAAUACGGCGUGCCAGGGUAACCUCAGCUGCACCAACACCGUGGGCAGCUAUGCCUGCUCCUGCCCCAGCAAUGCAGGAGGGGAGGCUCUAGGAUGUGGCACUGCCUGCAUGUCCCACUCCUGCCCAGAGGGCUUCUGCAGCAACGGGGGACGCUGCCGCCUGCACCCCCCCUCCUGUACACCCACCUGCGAGUGUCCCCCGGCAUUUACUGACCAGCACUGUGUGGUGGCAGGAGGGGAUUUUCAGCCCCUGGCCAACGCAGAUCUGCCCCGGAGGAGCAUGCGGCUGCAGGUCAGGGCACUGCGAAGUGCCACAGCCGAGGAAGUCAAUGCCACCGUCUCAGCCAUCCUGGGCUCCCUGGAGGUGAAGGUGUUUUGGAGCAACACCAACAUCACCCGCAUGACAGCCGAUGGCCUCAUCUUUGCUGUGGUGGCUGAGUUCACCUACAACAGCAGCGGCUUUGUGAUCCAGUUCCUGAACAAAGAACUAACAGCGGCCAUCACCACUGCUUUCAGCGGGCAGAGAGUACGGCGGGAGGUGGGUGCACAUCUCCUCUUUGCACGCCUGCACCCGGACAACAUCACCGACCUGGUGAAGCUGUCAGUGCCUGAGCUGCGGCACUACUUCUCCUGCAUGCUGUAUGGCUAUGAGGGUUACCAGCUCGACUACGUGGAGACCAUCGGAUUUCUCUGCAUCUCCCCCUGCAAGAAGGGCUACUGCCAGCAUGGCGGCCACUGCCAGCACCUGCCUGAGGGUCCCACAUGCAGCUGCGUGCCCUUCUCCAUCCUCUCCCCGGGUGGUGCCCGCUGUGAGCAGCUCGCCGUCAGCCUCGCUGCCUUCAUCAGCAUCAUGGUGGGGGCCCUGGCACUGCUCGGCCUCCUGCUCUCCGCUGCCUGCCUGACUGCACAGCUCUGCCGUCGGCACCGGGAGUCCUGGGGGACCAAAGGGACCUUCUGGAGGCAGCGGGCAUUCUCCUCCCUGAUGAAGGCAGAAGAGAGGGCAGAGGCCUCGGGAAGGCUCUGGGAACCACAGCUCCGGGCCAUCGAUCCGUCUGUCCAGAUGCAGAUCAAGAGACCCCACGUCCUGCCUCCAAGCCAAGGCUCUGCGCAGCCGUAGCACGCUCUGAUCCCAGCAGUGGGGGCUCCGGGCACGGGAAGGGGAUGGCACGUACAGGGCUGUGGGACAUGGCUGUGCCGUGGGCUGACAGGUCACCAAAGCAAUGGGACCUUCUGCUGAGGACCUGAAGAAGUGACUGGAGUCAUCCAUAGGAAUGUCUACCACAGGGUGUGCCCCAGCACAGUGCAGCCAGACCCAGCAAUCGUAUCCCAUUGUGAACAAAACAAAAUAAAAAUGAAAUGAGGGCA
This is a messenger RNA of Numida meleagris (helmeted guineafowl), 6559 nucleotides long. It is a transcript of the gene MUC4, whose product is annotated as mucin 4, cell surface associated. The record is from RefSeq and is a predicted model, not a curated record. Gene Ontology annotation, molecular function: calcium ion binding. The transcript is spliced from 29 exons. The coding region runs from base 99 to 6311 and encodes 2070 amino acids. Lineage: Eukaryota; Metazoa; Chordata; Aves; Galliformes; Numididae. Gene Ontology annotation, biological process: cell-matrix adhesion.